This is a messenger RNA of Siniperca chuatsi (mandarin fish), 1475 nucleotides long. It is a transcript of the gene cd9b, whose product is annotated as CD9 molecule b. Gene Ontology annotation, cellular component: membrane. The transcript is spliced from 8 exons. Lineage: Eukaryota; Metazoa; Chordata; Actinopteri; Centrarchiformes; Sinipercidae. The coding region runs from base 173 to 847 and encodes 224 amino acids. The record is from RefSeq and is a predicted model, not a curated record.
CCCUCCACCCAGUCCCUCCCCCUGACUUCUCACGAAUUCCCAGGUGAGCCAUACUGGGGUGUGGCUUACAAAAACAAAUCUUCUUCCCAUGUCGGCAGAAAGGACGGCUUAACUCUGUCAGAGAACACUUGCUUUUGGAUUUUCUUCUUAAAAACGUCUUGAACUUGGAGCCAUGGGGGCAAUGCAGUGCAUCAAACACUUGGUGUUUGUGUUCAAUUUUCUCUUCUGGCUGGCAGGUACUGGAGUGCUGGCCGUGGGCCUUUGGCUGCGUUUUGACUCCCGGACAGCAGGGCUGUUUGAAGGAGAGGACUCGCCUACGGUAUUCUUCACUGGUGUGUACAUCCUGAUUGCGGCGGGGGCUCUGAUGAUGAUCGUGGGCUUCCUCGGAUGCUGCGGAGCCAUUAAAGAGUCGCCGUGCAUGUUGGGAUUGUUCUUCCUCUUCCUGCUCCUCAUCUUCGCUGUAGAAGUGGCUGCUGGGAUCUGGGGUCUCUCCAACAAGGACAAGGUGGUGGAAGACAUUACAGAGUUCUAUAAGCAGACCUACAAUAACUACAAAGACACCAGACAGGAAGCACUGAAGGAGACCCUGCGUCUCAUUCACUUUGGACUGGACUGCUGCGGCCCCACAGGGAUAGUGAUUGAUGCUGCCAAAGAUAUCUGCCCCAAGAAGGAGGGACUGGAGGUCCUCAUCACCACGAGCUGUCCGACUGCCAUCGACGAAAUGUUCAACAACAAACUGCACAUCAUCGGCGGGGUCGGCAUCGGUAUCGGUGUCAUCAUGAUCUUUGGGAUGAUCUUCAGUAUGAUGCUCUGCUGUGCCAUCAAGAGGUCCAGGGACUUUGUCUGAACCACAAAAACACACAAAACCCCUCCAUCUUUAACUUACGUGUCCUCACUUUCACCACCUCUGCUUUACAGUUAAUAUCAGUUUAAUAAUCACAAGUCAUCCAGUAGUUUGGAUCCAUUGAGUGUGGCCACGUCGGCCUGUGAGAGUAUGGAACCUGUGCAAUGACCCUUGUUCAUUUUUGGCUCUGGUUUUUUUUUUUUUUAAGUCUGAUACCGAUUUAAUAAUGAAUUCACAUCCUACUUUUCAUCACAUUACAACACAGAACAAGUUGAGCAUCUGCAGGAAAAAGAGACAUUUAUGACUCUGCUGCCCUCUGGAGGACCAUGAAGAGCAACUCUUAUUAACUCAGUUUUUCCUUUCGUCAGCUCUUUACUGUUGGAUAAUAUUGACUUCAGUUUAUGUAAAUUGUGUUAAGUUUGCCUGUGCUGAGUUGUAAUCUAACAGGCUUUUUGCAGCUAACUGAAUUUUACUGUGUGACUCAUUUUUUUUAAUUUCAGUUACACGUUAGAUGCUUUUGAUUUUUAUAAAAGCAGAACUGUGGAGUUUUAUGCAAAUAUUUUGAUGAAUGCAGUUGAAAUAACUUUAAAAUGCCAAAUAAAUGAACUAAUAAAACACUGGUCAUCAAACA